CUCCGGCCUUGGGCAGGGUCGGGCUGAGCUCGCAGGGCUGACGGGGGGCCGGGAGGGGACUCGCGCCGAUCGCCUGCGCAGCACGGAGGCGCGAGUGCUUGCAUCCCCCCCCUUCUCCGCGCAACGCCACGCGCGAACAUUUUGUUUAGAACUGUGUUCAGAACUGUGUUCAGACAUAGAAGUGUGUUCAGACUGUUCAGACAUAGAACGGGGUUUUCCCGUCGCGGGAGUUCUGCCUGACACGCUGCAAUUUCAACCGAUCCCGGCUGGGGCAAUGCCGAGACUUGAAGAAUUAGAUAGAUCACUGCAGGCGGCUGUCGCCCGGCGUGACCAUUUUUCAAGGGCUCUGCUGAGCAGGCCGCGGCGGGAGCCUGGAACCGAAGGGGUGCGUCAGCGAACUUUCGAGGAGGCGAGCGCCGGAAAGAUGGCGGGCCCCUGGGAGGUGUUUCUGAAUGACCGGGGAGGCAUCGAAUCCUCGGUCUCGUUUGAAGACUGGUUGCCGACGCAGCGUUUCCCGCGCGUUCAGCAGCGGCCAGGAACGAGCUAUGCAGUUCGGCCCGUAGACGGCUGCACGGCUUCUGGGCUGAAUCCAGCAGCGGCCGUCGUAGAGAAAAUGCGGGUCGCGAGACUUCCGGUGCUUAUGGAAGUCUGCAGUUAUACAGCACGCGAAUUCAGAGAAUGGGGCGAAGAUGGGUCCCCCAUGGUGGCGAAAGGCGAUCAUAAGAAAGCCUAUCGCCAAUGGGCCGUGAGGCCGGACCACCAGCGGUACCUCGUGGCCCUGGUGUGGAGCGACGAUGUAGGACCGAACGGAGGGUUCCACGCGUUUGUACAUAAAGCACUCCCGUUCGGGGCCCUGGCAGCGGUUUGGGGCUGUGGACGCGUGGCUGGCAGCGUGUGCCACAUCCUGCAGCGUCUUUUCUCGUUUCCACAGUCGGCCUAUGUGGGCGACUUCAUGCGGGGGUCCCCCCGCCGCUGGGCAGCGUUGCUCCAGUGGAUUUUCAAGGACGUGCACUGCAUGUAAGGCAUCCCUCUGAAGGAUGGAAAGAACCAAGGGCCAGCCGCGCGAUUGGAAGUCCUCGGCGUGGAGAUAGCAGCAACGUCGCAGUGGGCUGCGCUGCGCCUCACGGACGCGAGGCGCGAGACCCUGCAGGCAACAGUAGACGGUGCUCUCCGUGCGCGCGCGUUCAGUACUAGGGGCGCUCAGCGGCUUGGCGGACAACUAGGUUUUGCGAGCGCGGGCCUCUUUGGGCGCGUGGGGCGCGCGUGCGCGCCAAUCGUGUCUUACCGCAGGGGCGGGUGGAGCCCGGCCCUGCGGCGCGCCCUGGAAUGGUGGAGCGCACUCCUGCAGUUCCCGCGCCACCAUUAUCGAGAGCAUGCCUGCGAUCACCGGCGCGCGAUGGCUUGGGUGGGCGGGUCGUGGGACAUGGCUGACGCCACGGGUGCCGUAGGUGCCGUACUUUUCGUGCGCGGCAGGGGGCAGUGGAGCAUGUCUGCCCGCGCCCCGCAAGCGCUCUGCAGCGAAUUAUCGCAGUGCGGGAAAGAGCAGCGUAACACGCAGUCUGAGCUCUGGGCAAGCCUGAUGCUGCUCUUAUCGAAACCAGAGGGACUGCGCGGGACAUUCCUUGAGAUCUGGGAAGAUAGCGCUGCGGCGUUGUACAAUGCACUCGCUGGCUCGGCGGCCGACGACCAGAGUGGGGGGCUCGUGGCGGCGAUCUGGCUGAUAGCGGCCGCGCUGCGCCUCAGCAUCUGGAUUGGCUGCGUGCCAUCGCCGUCCAAUUGCGCAGACCCUUUCUCGCGCCCCAACGAAGCCCCCAAGCAGAGGGGGGCUGCCCAGCUGUCGCGCGAAUUUAAACUCGUGCAGGCAGACCCCGUCUUGCCGGCCAGCGCGCGCACCGCGCCCGCGACUUGGGCGGCCGCAGUGCAAGCGGCGCGGGCGCCCGGCCAAUUUAAGGAGCGGGCGGCCCAAGCGCGGUUGGCUGCGCAGCUUGGCGUCGCCGCCGUGGGCAGCAGCGCUGUGCAGGCUCUCCUCGAACGAGUUAGUUUCGCCGCGCAAAACGCCGAGGUCGCCCUCGGGUGGGUGGAGUUGCGACGCAAGGGAAUCGUCGGCGCAGCAACCGCCCACCACGCGGAUUUAACGCGCGUCUUGUGCGAAGCGUUUCGCCAGCAAUGCCCGGGCCAACGGUGCGCGACAAUCGUGCUCGCGGCAGGGGGCGCUCCCGCAUUGCCCAAGGGGGCGGCGCGCAGCAAGGCAGCGCUGCGGGCAGGAGACGUAACCGCCGCUUUCUGGGAAGUGUCUGGCGCGGCGACACCAAGCGCCAGGGGCGAAGCUGCGUUGGCGAAAUGCGGAUCACCCGUGUGGUAGAAGGAAAAUAGCGAUGGAA
Messenger RNA from Prorocentrum cordatum, 2381 nucleotides. The record is from the annotation of a GenBank genome assembly. Lineage: Eukaryota; Dinophyceae; Prorocentrales; Prorocentraceae.